Molecule: messenger RNA, 774 nt
Organism: Macrosiphum euphorbiae (potato aphid)
Lineage: Eukaryota; Metazoa; Arthropoda; Insecta; Hemiptera; Aphididae
Source: the annotation of a GenBank genome assembly
AUGUCUACGAAACAAUCGCUAAAGAACCGUAAAAACCGGAAGUAUAAUAAGCGAUGGGUCAUUGUUUCCUUUACGGAAUCAAACGAUUACAGUGUUGUGCCUGUUAAUUGGCUAAUUUUACCACCAACAUUGGAGCUAACCGCGGACAACAUUUCAAUAGUUGAACUUUGUCGAUGGCCUCCAUUUAAUGUAACGAGCAUUGAACUAACAAACGCGGAUGAUCCAGAAGAUUUAUGGGGCUUAUUCAAAAUUAAAAUCUUGUCCAGUAAAAUAUAUGUCAAUUUCAAAGAAGCCUGGCAUCAACGUGUGGAGAUUGAAAGUUCUGCUACAGAAAAUGAACCUGAAGUACUCAAAAAGAAAAAGAAAAACCGCCAAAGAAGUUCAUCUGAAGAUGACGACAGUGACUUUGAAGAUUGUAGCAUAUCAGUAACACCUAUCAGCAAAAAACUAAAAAAAGAUGUGCCGUUAACAUAUACUGAAUUGCUGGUGAGGAAUUCUGAUGAAGAAUUCAAUUGUGAACUAGAUUCUGUAUUACCACUGGCAGUAGAAAUUGCAGCUAGUUCCUCAGUAUCAUACAUAAUUAAUGAUGACAUACAUACGCAGACAACGUCUCAGGUUAAAAAUACUGAUGAAAUACAAUUAUAUGAACCAUAUGAACCAUUUAUUGUUCCUAAUACCUCAUACAGUACAACCAGUACUGGUAGUUUAAAUCAGAAAAUUCUUGAUAUUUUAACUUUAUGCAAUUGGAACAAGUCAACAUUAAAAAAGAGUUAG